CCAACCCAUCAUCCAAACCACGGCAUGCACCCCUUCCACCUUACAGGGGACGUUUCCAUUGCCAUAUUGAUCGCAUCCCAGCGUUUCAAUGCUGUAUAGUCGCGCGCAUGUGCCAGCCGCAGUGUGCCAGAACCCAAUGAUGCACCAGCCAUGCAAAUUGCCGAAACCGGUCGCGUCAGCGUCGGUCGAUACUGUAGAUUCAUGAACGGUAGCAGCAUCAUCGAAUCGCGCUUUGUGCGCACGAUAUGGUUCGAGUUCAAGCAACGGGCGAAAGAACGGGGGGAGGGUGGAGCCAAGUUGAGACGGCACCAGACGUCCGCACAUAACGCAAUCCCUCGUCAAAACACGUCAGAAGGGUGGGCGUUGGGUUGGCUCUUGUCUAGCCGACAGGACCAAGAUCGAGAGAGAUCGCGUUCGAGCCAGCCGAUUCCGACAAAAACUUUUGGCUCAAAUGGAGACAGCGAUCGUUCGACACCUAUCUGCAGACUGUGAAAUUGGACGGACGACGAGCGCGUCUGGGCUCCAUGAGCAAUUGUCCUCGUCAACGUGAUCCCCAGCUCUUAAUGCGACGGUCGUGUAAGCCAAAACUAAGCAAAGACGUCGGUGGCAGGAGAUUCGAAUGCCUGCCGGCUGCUCGUGCAAUCUGCAUUGCCCACAAUCUACGGCCGUGCCAACAUCUCCAUGGACGAGCGCCGACGCUGUGUAGUCCUUCCAUCAACAACUCAACAGUGCGUAGCGCAGUUCGUGAUAAAAUUUGCCACCGAGAGGUCCGCCGCAGGGAGCAUGCAUUGUGAUGGCGCCGCACGAC
This is a messenger RNA of Aphanomyces invadans, 808 nucleotides long. RefSeq lists its product as hypothetical. The record is from RefSeq and is a predicted model, not a curated record. The coding region runs from base 151 to 492 and encodes 113 amino acids. The transcript has a single exon. NCBI's taxonomy places the organism in Eukaryota, Oomycota, Saprolegniomycetes, Saprolegniales, Verrucalvaceae.